AUGGAUGCUAGGGUGUUCGGGGAUGUGGUUUUGAUGAGCAUGCUUGUGCUUGCAAUAGCUCAAGCUGAUAUUAAUCCCUCUUAUACCAAUGCGAUUCCAAAUGGCAACACUCUUGGUCAAGUUGAUGAUGCCUCUGAUCCUUCCAAUACAAAUCAUGUGGUUCCAAAUGGUCAUCUUAUUCCUUGUGGUUUACGUAUGUUCGAGAAAAUGCAUGGUGAGCCCAAUAUGCCUUUGCUGCAUAUGCAUGAUUAA
Messenger RNA from Prunus armeniaca (apricot), 252 nucleotides. The record is from the annotation of a GenBank genome assembly. NCBI's taxonomy places the organism in Eukaryota, Viridiplantae, Streptophyta, Magnoliopsida, Rosales, Rosaceae.